Molecule: messenger RNA, 1668 nt
Organism: Cryphonectria parasitica EP155
Lineage: Eukaryota; Fungi; Ascomycota; Sordariomycetes; Diaporthales; Cryphonectriaceae
Product: FAD/NAD(P)-binding domain-containing protein
Exons: 4
Coding region: 1-1668 (555 amino acids)
Molecular function (GO): flavin adenine dinucleotide binding; NADP binding; N,N-dimethylaniline monooxygenase activity
Source: RefSeq, a predicted model, not a curated record
AUGCCUAAAGCCACUGUAGCUGUUGUUGGUGCUGGCCCUUGCGGACUCUCGAUGUUGAAGCAGCUGCGCGAAGAUGGCUUCUCCGUCACGGGAUUCGAGCGCCGAGAAAGGGUUGGUGGUCUCUGGGCAUACUCGGAGGACCCUUCCCACACGACUGCAUUGCCCAGGACUGUCGCCAACCUGAGCAAGUACACAUGUGGCUUCAGUGAUUAUCCGAUGCCAGAAAGAUACCCUAUAUUCUUGAGAUCAGACCAGUUCCGGGAGUAUUGUGAGGACUACGCCCGUCACUUUGACACGUUGAAGGACUGGGUCUUCAACACAUCUGUCAAAAAGGCAUCCCGCAAUGCAGACGACACCAAGUGGUGUCUCGAGGUCGACACAAAAGGCGGCCAAGGUCCCCAGACACUCGAGUUCGACAAGGUCGUCUUUUCCCACGGCUACCAGACGAGGGCAAACAUACCUCAGUUUGAGGGGCAGGAUCAGUUCGAGGGCCUCAUCAUACACUCACAACAGUACCGAAAGCCCGACGCCUUCGCCAACAAGCGCGUCAUCGUCCUGGGCCUCUCCUCGACCUCUGCCGACAUCCUGCCCGACAUCCUGCCCCAUGCUGCACACCCCGUGUACGCUGCCCACCGGCGCGGGGCCGUCCCCUUCCGCAGGUUUCGAAAAGGUGUGCCGACCGACGCACUGGCGACCUGGCGGCGGCGGCAGAUCACCCACUCUCUACAAGCCCACCUCCCCAACUUUGCCCGCGUCUGUGGCGACCUGGCCGUCAAGCUCUACAUCAGGCUCUCGUACCCAAACCUGGACCCCGAGUGGCGCCUCACCGACAUCGCCAGCAUCGCGCUCAAGGUGCCUGGCGCCCUCGCCUUCGACAGCGUGCUGCCCUGCCUGCGCGACGGCAGCAUCCAGUCCGUGCACGGCAUCAAGAGGUUCCUGGGCCCCAAGAAGGUCGAGCUCCUGGACGGGAUGGUGCUGGACGACAUCGACGCCGUCAUCAUGUGCACGGGGUACAGCGCCGACUUCAGUGUCGUGGGGCCUGACGCCCUGGAGACCAGCCUGCCGACCGCACACGGAUAUGCUGCUGCUGCUACACAAUCCGAGGGCGGCGGUCGUGGUGACGUCGAAAUGUACCGCCUGUGGAUGAACAUCUUCCCUCCCAAAUACGCCGACUCGCUCGCGAUGCUGUGCUACUCGGCCUUUGGCAAGUCCAACGGCUUCAGCUUCGCCGACGUCACCUCCAUGGCCGUGUCCAAUGUCUUCCGAGGCGCACACCCUCUGCCGUCACGCGCCGAGAUGGAAAGGUGGGUGGACGAGCACCAGGCCUGGGUCGCGUCGCGCUGGAAGCUGGACCACAGCAUCGACACGAGCAUGGUCAGGCAGUGGGAGUACCAGCGGUGGCUGCACGACGCCGCGGGCACCGGCAUGGAGAACCUGAGCUGGAUGGGCUGGAAGGGCUGGAAGUUCUGGUGGAAGGACAGGAAGAUGUACAACCUGAUGGCCAACGGGAUCGAGUCGGCGCACAUGUACCGGUAUUUCGAGACGGGCAAGAGACGAACGUGGGACGGGGCCAGGGAGGCCAUCCUGAAGCUGGACGAGGAGAGGAAGAGGGUGCUGCCUGUCACGCCGGAACAAGAGAAGGAGUUUGUGCAAGAUAUGAAGGGUUGA